AUGGACAAGGUGCACACCACAGUUAUUCUGCCGAAAGGCACCAUGGAUGGGGCGCAUGCCGCAGUGACUCCGCAUGAAGUGAACGAGGUGCCUGCUGCAGCCAUGGGCGCUAGUUAUCUGGUGGAUGUAGCAGGGAAGCCCUGCUUGACGCAGCGGCGGAGCCCUGCCACCGGCGAGCUCUCUCUGGCGGAGGAGGGCGGGGGCGAGCUCGCCGUCUCCCUCGCGCUCAACGCCAGCGGGGACGCAGGCUUCGACACGGCCGCCUACAUAGGCGCGCUCCAGGCAAGGCGCUUCGGGAGGUGGAUUCUUUGGUCGCCGCGGAUGGCAUCCACGCACGACCUCGUGACACAGAACUUCGCCAAACUUCCGGUGGGCGUCGUGUGCGCCACAGACAUGCAGUUCAAAGGCAAAGGUAUGAUUGGAAUAAUCAACCACACCCUCCUCGUCCUACCGGAGGCAGCUCCCCUCCACGUGGCCGCUGCAAGAGCAGCCGUCGGAUCCUGACGCGUUGUCGACGAUGACUACGGCA
Aegilops tauschii subsp. strangulata is the source of this 529-nucleotide messenger RNA. The record is from RefSeq and is a predicted model, not a curated record. NCBI's taxonomy places the organism in Eukaryota, Viridiplantae, Streptophyta, Magnoliopsida, Poales, Poaceae.